CCCACCAUCCCAAGCUGCGAGUGAGAAGAUAAACACCACCGUUAAUUGCAGCCAGGAUUUGGGGAGUUGUAUUUCGUCCAUACUGGGAACAUUAGAGGAAGAGAGGAAUUUCAUGUUAUCUUGGACGGGAUCUGGGAUCCGUCGACCAGACCUGCACAGCGCCUGGAAUUCUUGUCCUUGUCCUCGUCCUCCUCCGCUCGUUCAUGACCAUUUAGAUCCAUCCUCUGUGAAGAGUCAGUGAGAUCGCGCUGCCGCCUUGCAGAGACCAUGUUGGACGGGCUUAAAAUGGAAGGAAGUUUGCCGCAUUCGGCCCAGACUCCGAAUUCACUUCAUGGGCCCGGUGGAAAGGAGAGGGCAGUGUGCGAAGGCUGUGAUAGGGUGAUCUUAGACCGGUUUCUGCUGAGGGUGAAUGACAGCUUUUGGCACGAGCAGUGUGUGCAAUGUGUUGGGUGCAGGGAGCCCCUCACUACCACUUGCUACUACAGAGACAAGAAGCUGUACUGCAAACAUGACUACGAAAAGCUGUUUGCGGCUAAGUGCAGCGGCUGCGUGGAGACCAUUGCCCCCACCGAGUUCGUCAUGCGGGCCCAGAAGAGCGUUUACCACCUGCACUGCUUCUGCUGCUGUGUGUGCGAGAGGCAGCUACGUAAGGGCGACGAGUUUGUGCUGAAGGAGGGCCAGCUGCUCUGCAAGAGCGACUACGAGAAGGAACGGGAGCUGCUGAGCUUGGUCAGUCCGGCUGCCUCAGACUCAGCCAAAAGUGACGAUGAGGAAUGCGCUGACAAACUGGGGCAGCUACAGUGCAAAGGAGGCGAAGACUUCAAAGAUCCCAAGAGGCCCAAAAGGCCCAGGACUAUCCUCACCACGCAGCAGAGACGUGCUUUCAAGGCAUCGUUCGAAGUGUCCUCCAAACCCUGCAGGAAGGUCAGGGAGACGCUGGCAGCAGAGACAGGCUUGAGUGUCCGAGUCGUACAAGUGUGGUUCCAAAAUCAACGAGCAAAGAUGAAGAAGCUGGCUCGGCGACAGCAGCAACAACAACAGGACCAGCAGAACACACAGCGACUGAACACAGUCCCAGCGAAUAACUCCUCUAACCCCGGAAUGGAGACGAUGAUGAACCCUUACACAACCCUGCCUCCUCAGCAGCUCCUGGCUAUUGAACAGAACGGAUACAACACCGAUCCUUUCCGACAAGGCCUUACUCCUCCUCAGAUGCCAGGGGACCACAUGCACCCUUAUGGUGACUACUUUAUUCUCCUUGAAACGUACCCAUUUCAAAAAAAUCUAUAUGCCGGGAAGGUGACCUCCCAAACUUGUGAUCUCUACACAAAGAAGGGCAAGGAAAGCAGGUGCAAGGGAGCAUCACCACCUACAGCUUCCCCUUCCAAGUCACACGCCAUCCUGACUUGGAAGUGCAUUGCUGCUCCAUCAUCGCCCCUGGGUCCUAACCCCAACACUCACCGCCAUCCCCAACAACCUUCACCAGAACAACGAUGGUGCUUCAAGAAGGCUGCUCACCACCAUCUUCUCAGGGGGAUCUGGGGAUGAUGGGCAGUAAAUGCUGGCCUUGCCAACCACAUUGAGAUCCCAACAAGAACAAUGAAUCAGUAAACAGCACAGGACAGUGGGAUGCUCCAGUGUAUUCCUCCCGAAGAUGCAUUGGGAUGCAGAAUUACGUCCAGCAGAAGUCGACUAUUCAGCCCGUAGAUAGACACAAAUUGCUGGUGUAACUUAGCGGGUCAGGCAGCAUCUCUGGAGAAAAAGGAUGGGUGAUGCUUUAUGUCAGGACCCUUCCUCGGACUGAAAAUCCUACCUUGUGAUGGUUUCGCAGUGGAGCAGACAAAACUUCACUUUCAGUCCAAAGAAGGGUUCUGACCUGAAACAUCACCCAUCCUUUUUCUCCAAGAGAUGCUGCUUGACCCGCUGAGCUACUCCAGCGCUUUGUGUUUAUUUACGGUCUGUAGUUCCUGUAGACCCCUUCAGCCCAUCAGGCCCACAACAAAGGGGAUGUAUUUAAAUUAGUGUUGUUUGAUGCGUGGCAGAGGGCUUCUCCCUGGACUCUGCUUGAUAUCUAUUCCCACAAAUACACCAGGCUGACCAGCUAGUUAUGUCAGGCACUACUAAUGGGAUUCUAAUAUCAUAUUAGCCUUCGUAACAUUCACUUCAGAGUUAAUUGAUUGCGUGACAUUCUGGGACACCUUGAGAAGGUGCCGUGCAAAAUCCUUUGGACAGGUAUUGAGAUGAAGUAUCUGCAUAAGCUGAGGCUUAGUUGAUAGGAUGACAGCCUCUGGGUCAGGAGAUCUUAAGUUGAACUCCCAGCCACAUAAAGGUUGCACGGUGGUUCAGCGGUAGUUUCUGGCUUUCAGCGCCAGUCCCGGGUUUGAUCCUGACUACGGGUGCUAUUCAUUUGGAGUUUGCACGUUCUCCCUGUGACCGCGUGGGUUUUCUCUGGGUGCUACGGUACUAGAGACCAGCACACAAGAGAUGUUGUUCAUUUGAUGAAUUAAUUCACGUCACUCUGUUAAAGAGGAGCAGAGGAACUAUCCCCA
Leucoraja erinaceus (little skate) is the source of this 2549-nucleotide messenger RNA. Its product is annotated as LIM homeobox transcription factor 1-alpha-like. The coding region runs from base 268 to 1548 and encodes 426 amino acids. Gene Ontology annotation, molecular function: RNA polymerase II transcription regulatory region sequence-specific DNA binding; DNA-binding transcription factor activity, RNA polymerase II-specific. Gene Ontology annotation, cellular component: nucleus. The transcript is spliced from 8 exons. NCBI's taxonomy places the organism in Eukaryota, Metazoa, Chordata, Chondrichthyes, Rajiformes, Rajidae. The record is from RefSeq and is a predicted model, not a curated record. Gene Ontology annotation, biological process: neuron differentiation; regulation of transcription by RNA polymerase II.